Dovyalis caffra is the source of this 2841-nucleotide messenger RNA. The record is from the annotation of a GenBank genome assembly. Lineage: Eukaryota; Viridiplantae; Streptophyta; Magnoliopsida; Malpighiales; Salicaceae.
AUGAUUAAUAAAAGCAGUAGCAGCGCUCCCAACAUCGUUGUGAACCAUGAUUUCUCUAAAGGGCUACAUUCCUGGCAUCCAAAUUGCUGCAAUGGCUUUGUGGUUUCAGCAGAGUCAGGUCACCUAGGAUUUCCAACGAAGCCCGGUGGUAAUUAUGUAGUUGUGUCGAAUCGAAAGGAAUGCUGGCAGGGCCUGGAGCAAGAUAUUACUAGCAGGAUUUCUCCAUGUUCCACUUAUUCCAUUUCCGCACGUGUUGGAAUAUCGGGGCCUGUCCAGGACUCUUCUGAUGUCCUUGCAACCUUGAAACUGGAAUACCGAGAUUCAGCAACAAGCUAUUUGUUCAUUGGAAAAACUUCUGUGUCGAAGGAAAGGUGGGAAAAAUUGGAAGGCACAUUCUCAUUAGCAGCCAUGCCUGACCGCAUCGUUUUCUACUUGGAAGGGCCUGCUCCUGGGGUGGACCUACUUGUGGAAUCAGUAAUUAUCACUUGUUCCAGUCCAAGCGAGUGCAAUGUAAUUAUUCAUCUUAAUCUUACUCUUAUUCUUGAUCUAACUGCAGACAAAGGACUUUGGUCCCCUAAAUGCAUACAAGAUGCAAGACCGUCUGCUGGAGAUGAAGACGAGAACAUCAUUCUGAACCCUAAGUUUGAGGAUGGCCUGAAUAAUUGGUCUGGAAGAGGCUGCAAGAUAGUCUUACAUGACUCGAUGGCAGAUGGGAAAAUUGUGCCCCUCUCUGGAAAGGUCUUUGCUUCGGCAACAGAGCGCACACAGAGCUGGAACGGAAUUCAGCAGGAAAUAACCGAAAGAGUGCAGAGAAAGCUUGCUUAUGAGGUCACUGCUGUUGUUCGGAUAUUUGGUAACAAUGUCACUAGUGCUGAUGCAACAGAUAAGGACUGGGUGCAGUUACGGGGAAAGUUCCUUCUAAAUGGUUCCCCUAAAAGAGUUGUCAUUUACAUAGAAGGUCCACCUGCAGGCACUGAUAUUCUUGUCAAUAGUUUUGUUGUAAAGCAUGCAGAGAAAAUCCCUCCCUCUCCUCCUCCAGUUAUUGAGAAUCCUGCCUUUGGAGUUAAUAUAAUUCAAAAUAGCGAUCUGAGUGAUGGAACCAACAGUUGGUUUCCUCUUGGUAAUUGCACUCUUAGUAUUGCAACUGGGUCACCACAUAUACUUCCUCCAAUUGCGAGAGAUUCCCUUGGACCUCAUGAACCUUUAAGUGGUCGCUGCAUCCUUGUAACCAAACGCACUCAGACUUGGAUGGGACCUGCACAGAUGAUCACUGAUAAAAUACAACUCCUUUUGACAUACCAGGUAUCCGCUUGGGUUAAGAUUGGUUCUGGAGCAAAGGGCCCUCAAAAUGUGAACGUCGCACUUGGCGUGGACAAUCAGUGGGUCAAUGGAGGACAAGUUGAGAUUAAUGAUGACAGAUGGCAUGAAAUUGGUGGGUCUUUUAGAAUUGAGAAGCAACCAUCAAAGGUCAUGGUUUAUGUCCAAGGUCCAGCUGCAGGGGUAGACUUAAUGGUUGCUGGACUUCAGAUUUUCCCUGUGGACCGAGAGGCAAGGUUCAGACACUUGAGGAGGCAGACUGAAAUGAUCCGUAAGCGUGAUGUCACCCUAAAAUUUUCUGGAGGGGGUUCAAGCAGUGUACUUGGAACUUUUGUCAAAGUAAGUCAAAUGCAAAACAGCUUCCCUUUUGGAUCAUGCAUAAGCAGGACGAACUUGGACAAUGAAGAUUUUGUUAAUUUCUUUGUGAAAAAUUUCAAUUGGGCUGUGUUUGGAAAUGAGUUGAAGUGGUAUUGGACAGAGCCACAACAGGGAAAGUUCAACUAUAGCGACGCUGAUGAGAUGUUGGACAUGUGCAAGAAGAACAAAAUAGAAACCCGGGGUCAUUGUAUCUUCUGGGAAGUGGAUGGUACAGUCCAGCAAUGGAUCAAAGCACUGAACAAAACCGACAUGAUGACGGCUGUUCAAAAUCGUCUAACAGGCCUUCUAACACGCUACAAGGGAAAGUUCAGGCAUUAUGAUGUGAACAAUGAGAUGCUCCAUGGAUCAUUCUAUCAAGAUCGUUUAGGUAAAGAUGUCCGCGUAAACAUGUUCAAGACUGCAAAUCAACUAGAUCCAUCUGCUAUGCUGUUUGUGAAUGAUUAUCAUAUUGAGGAUGGAUGUGACGCAAGAUCAAGUCCAGAAAAGUACAUUGAACAUAUUCUUGAUUUGCAAGAACAAGGUGCACCAGUUGGAGGCAUUGGAAUUCAAGGACAUAUAGAUAGUCCAGUUGGGCCUGUUGUUUGUUCCGCUCUGGAUAAACUGGGUAUUCUUGGUCUUCCAAUAUGGUUUACAGAGCUUGAUGUGUCCUCUGUUAAUGAAUAUGUUAGAGGUGAAGAUUUGGAAGUUAUGCUUCGAGAAGCAUAUGCUCAUCCUGCGGUGGAUGGCAUUAUGCUUUGGGGAUUUUGGGAGUUGUUCAUGAGCCGAGACAAUGCACAUUUGGUUAAUGCAGAAGGUGAGCUCAAUGAAGCUGGUAAAAGAUACCUUGCUCUUAAAAAAGAGUGGCUGUCUCAUACUCAUGGGCAUGUUGAUGAGCAAGGACAAUUCGCAUUUAGAGGCUUUCAUGGAGCCUACGUUUUGGAAAUUGAAACUGUUUCCAAGAAGAUCACAAAAACAUUUGUUGUCGAUAAGGGUGAUUCUCCACUGGUGCCACGAAUGCAGACACGAAUACGUAAAAAUAUACGCGGAGGAGUGCGGAAUCUAAAAAGAAUAGUGGGCCUAGUAGAGGCCCCUACGUCGAAGCCCAAUCUAGUUGAUGGCAAGUCCAUCAUUUUUCAGGCACAUGACCCCAGACCUUUACGUGCAUGA